AUGACUCAACGGGAUGAACAGAGUGAAUCUUGGAUGCACGUUCGCGAGUUGUCAGCGAAAGGAAACGAACUUGAUCGAAUUACCACUGACGCUGGUACGCCGUUCUCAUUCGAAAAGUUUCUCGAAGCGUUUGAGCGAAUCCGCUACGACGAGCCGCCUGCGCAAGAGCCUUGGCCGCUGCCGUACCUGCUGGACUUUAUUGCGGCUUUGUCCGCAGUUGCGGGCAUGUUUCAGCACCUCGGUGCUGCAUUCUCUUUCGCGCACCAGGAUGUUGUUGAAAAGCGUGACACGCUGUACCGCAUAUACCGGAGCGACCCAGAGAAUUACGCCACUAUUCGUAAGGUUAUCGAGCGAGAAACCCGAGAAGGGUGUCUGGAAACCGGCAGUGGUAAGCAAGGUGCAGCCCGUAAUAUUCUGCGAAUGAUGUGGUGCCUCAAGUUCAUUCAGGUACUCAUGCGGGAGCUCGCGCGCUGCCCGGCAGCGUCCUACUCGAAACGCGCGGCGACACGCGAGUGCGUCUGGACCGCGUACCAGGAGGCGCUGCGUGAACACCACGGGAGCGUCGUUAUUGCGGCGGUUCGUGCAGCGGUUUUCUUCCUGCCUCCCAUCGAACAGUUUCUUACAUCCAUUGGAGUGGAAGCGUCCCGCAAAGACGAGUAUAUGCGCCGCGUGAAGCUCAGCCUCGACCCCCUCGUUGAGCGACUCUAUGCCUACUAUGAACACCGGAACAUGCUUGCUUUGCCUUGA
Messenger RNA from Cyanidioschyzon merolae strain 10D, 747 nucleotides. RefSeq lists its product as hypothetical. The coding region runs from base 1 to 747 and encodes 248 amino acids. Gene Ontology annotation, molecular function: ceramide 1-phosphate binding; ceramide 1-phosphate transfer activity. The record is from RefSeq and is a predicted model, not a curated record. Gene Ontology annotation, biological process: intermembrane lipid transfer; ceramide transport. Lineage: Eukaryota; Rhodophyta; Bangiophyceae; Cyanidiales; Cyanidiaceae. Gene Ontology annotation, cellular component: membrane; cytosol; cytoplasm. The transcript has a single exon.